Molecule: messenger RNA, 2457 nt
Organism: Hydractinia symbiolongicarpus
Lineage: Eukaryota; Metazoa; Cnidaria; Hydrozoa; Anthoathecata; Hydractiniidae
Product: vomeronasal type-2 receptor 1-like
Exons: 1
Coding region: 1-2457 (818 amino acids)
Biological process (GO): G protein-coupled receptor signaling pathway
Cellular component (GO): membrane
Molecular function (GO): G protein-coupled receptor activity
Source: RefSeq, a predicted model, not a curated record
AUGAAAACUUGGAAACUUGUUUCUGCUUUAAUGUUAUGGCAAACCUGGAUGUACUCUACAAGAAGUAACGUAGCUAUCAAGAGAUACAAAGACUUCAAUAUAGCUGUCUACCUGCCGCUAUGUUUAAAGGAAGGGUUAACAAUAAAUUCACUAAUGUUAAUUGAAGCAGUUGAGUAUGAAAUAAGUAAGUUCAACAAACAAAUGCAUUCGAAGAACAUUACUAAACUUGAAGUUGGGUAUGUUAUAUACGAUAGUUGCUACAGUACAGCAGAAACUGCAAAAGUUAUUAUCGAUACGACUAUUAAUUACAUCCCAUCUAACGAAACUUUAACUGUUGAUGGUGUCAGGUUCUGCCUCUGCCAAAAUACGCCACAGCCCUACAUUAUUGGAGUGAUUUCCAGUAUUCCACGAUAUUAUACGGCAUUAAUCGCUAAUGCAUUCGUAGGAGGGGAUGAAAAAUUGAUCUCUAUAUCAGAAGACAGUCCGCAGGUUAAUUUUGAUGUUUAUCCAAAUUAUUUCCGCAUGUUAAAUGACGAUGUCACCACCUUCUUAGUAUAUCAAGCUACGAUUGAGUUUUAUAAGUGGAAAAAUAUUGGUCUUUUGUUGUCGGACAAUACUUAUGGCGAGAUUGGGCAUCUGGCAGCAUUGAAACAUUUUAAGAAUACAACAUUUUGUGUAUCCUUUACAGCUUAUUUGCAGUCAGAAUUAGCUUCUGCUAACGACGUUAUGCUAAGAUUAAAACACCGCACGCAUCUUGAUGCGACAAUAUUAUGGCUGACGCCUGGUGACAGUGAAAUGUUUUUCAGUCUUGCUAAGAAACAUAAUAUUCACAAUAGAACAUGGAUUGGUGGGCCAUUAAUUGCGAAUCUGCCUUUAAUUUACCUGCAACAAUUUAGUCCACUAAUAAUUGGACAGAUGCUGUUCAUAACUGUGGAAAAUAUUCUGUUUCGAGAAACAACGGAGAGCAAUUUUACGGCGUAUUUUUGGGACCUCACAAGAGAUGAAGUAAGCAAUAGGUGGAAGGGAAAUAUCCAUUUUAGUGAAAACUUUACUAAGAGUGAUUUAAGUGAGAUGAAGUCGCAGGUAACUGCAGCAACUUACACUGCUCUGCAAUCUGUGUCUUAUGCCGUAAAUGCUUUAAUUUUUGAAUUAAGCCAAGUGAUGCUGCAUAAUUUGAAUAAAAAUAAAGAUUAUAUAUUCCAUUUGUACAGAAAAAAGAAAUUGGAGCACAACUUUUUUCUAACGUUUACAUCAGUUGGAGAUUUCGGUGAUAUAAAUAUGAUACAAAGGGAAGGCGAUAGUAUCUCUUUAAAACGGAUAGGAGGUUUCAUCAAGUUAUGGAACCUUGUGUUAGUGGAAAAAGUCGGAAAAAAAACAUAUGUAUCAUCUUCUUCUUGUCACGACGAAUGUGAGGCAGGAUUUUAUCCAAUUUAUGUCAACAAGGAUUGCUGCUGGAUUUGUUCGGAGUGUGAAACUGGAUUCAUAAAGCCAGACGUUGGUAACAAAAAUUGCUUAAGAUGUUCACUUGAUACGGAGUCUAACAAAAAUAGGACUAAAUGCUUGCCGUACCAGCGCGUAUAUCCUUCAUAUCGUAGCAACACAGCAUAUAUAUUGUAUGGUUUAGUUUCAAGUGGCAUUAUUUUAAACAUCUUUACCUUUGUCAGUUUUCUUAAAUACAGACAAACACCUGUCGUUCGAGCUUCUAAUGUACCAUUAUCCUUCGCUCAACUAUUGGCUCAUGCACUGCUCUUUUUGGGUCCUUUAUCAACAACAGGGACAAUCUACAACACAACAUGCGUGGUAGCUUUAUUUCUUCAUGGCUUUCUUAUCUGCUUUAUACAAGGAAUAAUAUUUGCCAAAACAGUAUUCCUUGUGAUGAUCUUUCAACGCAAAUCGGCUCCACAAAACACGAUUCGAACAAGAAGUUUGCAAUAUUCUAUUGUGACAACAAUACAAGCCAUCUACUGUUGUAUGGUUGCUGUAGUGUUAAUGCAAUCACAGAAUGGAAUCAAAACAUUCCGAAACCAAGAGAAUUUAACAACUGAAACUAUCUGCGGUAACGGUAAUCUUCUUUUGCUGCAAAUGAUCUACGUUUUAUUCAUAACUUUACUUUGCAUGGUUCAAGCUUUCAGAGCAAGAAAACUACCAACAUUUUUUAACGAAGCAAAGUAUAUAUUGUAUGCAGCAUUUGGUAGCUUUGUUAUAUCCACAAUGUCUGCGUUGCUUUACAAUAGUCUAACCGAUGCAGAUUCGUUAACGUUGCUUUUUCAUACGAUGAUGUUCUUGUUAAAUCUUUGCAAUUUCACUUGCAUAUUUGGACCAAAACUUUGGAUCAUACUUCUUGAACCUGAAAAAAAUGAUGUGCGCGUACUUCAAAAAGCUUUGUACGCAAGUGUAAAAGAAGAGGUGAAUUUGCAAGUUUCUCGUGCACAAAGGUAUACGAACACUAAACUAUAA